This is a messenger RNA of Choloepus didactylus (southern two-toed sloth), 721 nucleotides long. Its product is annotated as 6-pyruvoyl tetrahydrobiopterin synthase. Lineage: Eukaryota; Metazoa; Chordata; Mammalia; Pilosa; Megalonychidae. The record is from RefSeq and is a predicted model, not a curated record. Gene Ontology annotation, cellular component: mitochondrion. Gene Ontology annotation, biological process: tetrahydrobiopterin biosynthetic process. The coding region runs from base 50 to 487 and encodes 145 amino acids. The transcript has 2 exons. Gene Ontology annotation, molecular function: 6-pyruvoyltetrahydropterin synthase activity.
UGUUUUUAAAAGGCAAUCACGGUGCCGAGGCGCGCGGGCCUGGAAGACCAUGAGCGCUCUGGGCUUGGGUCGUUGUCGCCGUGCCCAGCUUUCCCGCCUCGUCUCUUUCAGCGCGACCCACCGGCUCCACAGCAAAUCUUUGAGUAAUGAAGAAAACUUGAAACUGUUUGGGAAAUGCAACAAUCCAAAUGGCCAUGGACACAAUUACAGAGUUGUGGUGACAGUACAUGGAGAGAUUGAUCCUGUUACAGGAAUGGUUAUGAACUUGACUGACCUCAAAGAGUGUAUGGAGGAGGCAAUUAUGAAGCCCCUUGAUCACAAGAAUCUGGAUCUGGAUGUGCCAUACUUCACUGAUGUGGUGAGCACGACAGAAAAUGUGGCUGUUUAUAUCUGGGAAAACCUUCAGAAAUUUCUUCCUGUGGGAGUUCUUUAUAAAGUAAAAGUGUAUGAAACUGACAAUAAUAUUGUAGUCUAUAAAGGACAAUAGAUCUUUGGGUUAGCAUUGUAGAAAGACCUGAUUUUUUUCUGUAUUUGAAAAAGAUCUUUAUCUCCUUAGAGCAUUAAGGAGUCAUCACAUAAUUGUUGUACCUGCACAUUGUGUUCUGGAAUGCAGAUUUAUUUAAAUUAUUGUAAGACCUGUUUUAAAAUUAAAUCUGUUUUAAAACCAAAUUUGUACUAUAUCCUCAAUGUCAUUCUGGGAAUCUUUUAUUUACAGAUUAAA